This is a messenger RNA of Paramecium pentaurelia, 341 nucleotides long. Lineage: Eukaryota; Ciliophora; Oligohymenophorea; Peniculida; Parameciidae. The record is from the annotation of a GenBank genome assembly.
UAAUGGAAUUUUAGUGUUGUUAAUGUUCGAUAGAGUUCAAUCANAAAUUGGAACUUCAACGUUAAAUGGAAUUAUAUCAAAAAGAAUUAGAGGAAAAACAAAGAUUAGAAUAAGAAGUAAAUUAUACAUGAAAUCUGUUUAGAAAAUUAUGUAAACAAAACACAAUUUAAUAAAUUAAAUGGAUGAGAAAAAACAAAGAUAAUAAUUAUUAAGAGAUAAAAAAUAAUAGGAAGAAGAAGCACUUCGAAAAUAAAAAGAAGAAUACGAUAAAAAAAUAGAAUUAGAAAAGGCUAAAGGCCGUGCUUUGCUCGAUGAACUUAGAAAAUAAAGACCAUAUUGAA